ACCUUACUAUUUAUUCGGUUCAUGAAUGAAUAUCAGUUGACGUAUAGGUUAAAAAUUAGGUAGGCCUAUAUUAGUGGGACCACUUCCCCUUAGAACCUACGCACUUAUUGUUGAGAAGGAGAAUCAAAUUGUAUUAAUAUAAAUCAAAUCAGGGUAUAGAAACCAAGUGGUUUUAUAUUUAGAGCUGUGUAAUAACUCUUUCUAUUGGUUUGGUCAAUAUCAGAGGCAUUUCGCCAUUACAAGGUUGAAGGAUUCUAAUCAAAAUCUUUUGAAAAUGCCCGUCAAAUCAAAAUGGACAGCUUAGAGGUCUUUGUCGAGAAUUACGGUGAACCGGACAGCGGAUAGUCCUCAGAUUCUGAGCUGACGAAAAAUUGCAAAUACGUCGCUUGUCCAGAGUCAAGACGACCCUGCUGUUUUAAUUAACUGAUUCACGACAAAGACUGCUUUGUCAUGAAGGGCUAUUGACAAUAGAUUCUCUACGUUCCAGGAAGCGUCUGCGUAGUGGUUGCGAAAACUACCCAAUACGAUACAUGUACUCAAAGAUAUAUCGAGAGCUUCUCUAAACGAUAAUCCAUGGAGGAUUUAUAACUGUUCGCAACGUUUUGGAUUGAAGUAAAAUCCUAUAAAAAAGACCCUCACUAACUGUCUUCUAUGUAGAGGAACAGAACAAUCUACUGUGUGAUUAAGCAAUUAAUGAUAAUCUUUCCAAACAAUGAAGACAGGAUGAUGAAGCCAGUCAUUGACGCUGAUGUUAUUUCCGAUGAAGAAAGUAUUCGAAAUGAUGAAAAAAGGAUUGCUGAUGAUAAAAAAAAAAUCCCACGCUGCCGCCAAUAUAAUGAUCCCAAUCUCAACUUAUUGAGUGAUAACCUAUACACGCACUUCCGAUCAUUCAUCCGCUUUUGGUGGUAUAGAGAAGGAAAAUAAUAUUAGUAGUGUGUGGGGCUAAAUCAAUUUUCUAACGACAGGUUCGAAAGCGGACUGUUGUGUUGGACACUAUUUUUCAGGUGUGAUUUGCUUUUACGAAGAGGAAGCAUAUGCAUGCAAACAUCUCCCAAAUAAAACCCCAGAUUGCGUUAUGUUCCUUUUUGUCUCGUUUACAUUUCAUUGGGCUCAGUAGUAGUAUCGAGUAGCGUUGAACAACACAAUUAAAAGAGAAUGAUUAUGCUUGUGAUUAGGCAACUAUGAGGGAAAUUGUUGUAUUCAUAGUACUACCGCUCAUUUUCAGUUUCCAUGCACUUGACAAAAUGAAUGACACACUUUUAAUAACCAGAAUAAGAUACAACAGAACAUAAUUAAUAACAGAAACUCUGCAAGAAAUAGAUGCCUUCCCUUUUUUUAAUUUGUACCUUACAAAGUAGUAUAGAAUUUGCUACCAUAAAUUUUGAAUGAUGUAUAAUAGACCACAUAUAGUAGGGGGGGGACAUUUGAUAUUGUGUACCACCACCCUUUCAAAACUGAAAUAAUAAAUCAUAUUAUCACCUCAUCACACUCUUUGAGAUAUGUCGUUAUUAAUGACUGGGCCAUGUAUCUUCUCCAUGGGCGGAAAUCACAGGGGGGGGGGACAGGGACGCGUCCCCCUACCAUUGUGGGGGGCACAAUAUUAAAUGUCCCCCCUAAUAUUUGUGGUCUAUUAUACAUAAUUCAAAAUUUGUAAUAGAAACAAAAAGUUUUUCCCAAAUGUGCCCCCUUCCCCUUUGAAAGUGAUAACCCUUUUUUUGUUUUGCUUGUUCAAUUAUCCGUGGGAAAAUAUGCCCCCCCCCCCUCUUGGAAAGUCCUGGAUCCGCCCCUGGUUCCUCCUACCUUGGGGAGAGAUUUCCGCCUAUGAUCUAUUUUACGCUCUAUCAGAAAAUGAAAGAUUUCUGAAGAUGUUCAUAACUUUAUGGCAUCGUAAUUCGACCUGACUGUUUUCCUUACCCGAAUUGCUUAUUGUCUCUAAAAGAGUAAGAGGUAAAUUGGUAAGAGGAAACAUCUUUAACGGGGAAAACCAGCAACAAAGUGAUUGUGGAACAAACCUGUCAUAUUAACUUUUCCUCGUUACACUCACUGAAAAGUUAUUGCCUCAACAUAUUCAUUUAGAGGCAAACUAUUUUGAAUUUUAGAGGUAGUCGUUUAGUUCACGAUGUUAUAACGUUAUCGUCAGUUAUAAGUUUGUGCUCUCUGACGGUGCGAUCAAUAUUUUGAAAUUGAUAAUUCUUCAUGGUUAAUUCAUCUUCUGGUUCGUUGAUUAGUGUGGAAGUUGGAAAUACUAACCAGUUUAGUUCAACAAUGAUAAGAGGACAGCAACCGACCUUCAAAUCAGUCUUGGACAGCUCAUUGGCGAAACAAACUUUGUUGGGAUUUCUAUUUUUAAAGGUUUUGAAAUUGUUCUCCUCCAAGGUUGUCGAAAUAUGACACUGUUCAUGUGCAUCACGAACAUCACCUACGCCAAAUUUACCCUUGAUUAAUUUCCGUAGAAUCAAAACCAAAGAUUCGCGGUUGCAAUAACAAAAAAUCGCUUCAUUGCAAAAACAUUGGAUACCUCACUGAUCUGAAUGAAUUUAUUUCGUACGAGUGACACUGACUGUUUCAUUUUCAGAACAGCAAACCUAGUCUACGUUUGGAAAGUUACUGUGAGAAGAAGGUGUAGAAAAGGAGCAAUUAAUGAUUUUAGUCAAUUGGCAUAGCGAGUUUCUGUGCAAUUACACCAAUCGAUCAAGCAUGCUAUUCAUGAUUAGCGUUAAACUUCAAGAUAAUUUGAACAAGGUCAUUUCGUUUCCUCGCCGUUGAGAAGUUGAAUAUAAUUCGUAUUGGAAUGAUUGAUGCGCCUUAUUUAUAUUUCAUCGAAACAUUGAUAAGUUAUGAUUACAGUCGUUUGAUUUGGAUAAGUAAAUAUACAUCGAGGUUAGAACAAAAGUGAAGAAAAUGGAGAGCACUGGUGAUACUACAAUGCUAAGUCAAACCAUGAACCUGACUUCGAUGCCGACUUCGGGAGAUAGCUUCAAGUUCGACGACCGCGCCCAGCGUCUCGUGGUGGCGAUUACAUUCAUCAUCGUAUCCAUACUCGGUACCGUCGGCAACACACUGGUCAUCACAGCCGUUGCGAUCUCGAGGAAGCUUCGUACGAUCACGAAUGUAUUCGUUGUCAAUCUGGCCGUGGCCGAUCUCUUGACGUCGUUGUCCAUCCCUUGGAACGCUGUUGCACUUAUCAGUAAGAAUGGAUGGCCUCUUCAUCCGUAUAUAUGUACACUAGCCGGUGGCAUCACGUACCUGUGUAUCGUGGCGAGCCUUUAUUCUCUCGCAUCCAUCGCCAUCAACCGCUUCAUUCUUGUCACCAAGAAGCACCGUAUCUACCAGAAGAUCUUCACCAAGCUUAAUCUCGUCAUCUGGAUCAUCCUGAUCUGGGUGGUGUCCUUUGUCCUUGUCGUCUUCCUCCCGAUCGUCGACGUCGGCGGGCUCGGGUAUAACGAGAAGUACAGCAUAUGCGGCCAGUCGUCGUCGCACCCGAAGGACGACAUCUACCAACUGGUCCAGGCCAUUGGAUCUUUCCCAAUUCCACUCAUCAUCAUCUGCUACUCCUACAUCAAGAUCUUUCUCCAUGUGAGAAGUCACAUGAAAGUGAUGAGCACACACAUGCCGGAAUCUCACCAAACGGAUAGUACCGCGGUAGAGUCCAUAUCACAUACAACAUCGAGUGAAGGUCAAACUGUUAAACCACAGAACAAUGAUCAGCCUCCAACUUCUGCAGAGCACCAGGGAAAGUCAAAGAUGUCGUCCGCUCUGAGCGACAUCUCGGAGAACGGUGGCAACAAAACCCUCAACGCCAACGGUAACGAAAAGACUGACGCCAACACCAACACCAAUAACAGCAAAGUAAGCAUCACAGCCAGAGAUUCAUCCACCGAACUCAGGUUACGACAAGGACGCAGUCUUAACCGUCGCCAACUGCAGAUCACUAAAAACAUGUUCGUGGUCGUCUGCGCUUUCUUUUUGUGCACAGCGCCUUUCACAGUUUGUCUCUUCUUCGACGACAGCGAUCCGUUCGUACCUUAUGCAAGUGCGAUCGUUCUCUGCAAUGCCUGUAUCAACCCGAUCAUCUACGCCACCAAGCACCCAGUGUUCAACACUGUUAUGAAGGUCAUGGUCACCUGCAGAUUAAGAGAUGUCCCAGAGCCAUCAAGGAUGUUGCAUCGACUCACAAUUCGAUAGAAAGAAAACUUUUUUUUAUCUUGAAAGGGAGCGAACUCAUCAACACUGUGUGUGGACUCUCAUUGAGUGUUUGCAAUAAAUAGCUGGUCUUAAAAUAUGUCUUUUGAGAUUAGUAAUAUUUAUACAGAGAAUGAACAAACCUAUGAUAUUUUUGCAAAGAAAAUCCGAAAUAUUUUUAAGAGGAAAGUACCUGUUUUGCUACAUUGUAUUAAGGAGUGAAUUAUCAGUCAAGUGGGCCUUAGUUUAAUACAAAACUACAUUGCUCAGAAUGUUUCAUUAUGGGUUACAAAUCUGGCCAAAUGUGAGAUGUUGUUAUUAAGGCUGCUGAUUUAUAUCUGCUUUAAGUCAAGUAAAGCCCAGUUUAACACCAAUUUGGUUUGAGUAGUGAAAUAAUUGGCAAAACGUUUUCUCUCUAACAGAAUAUGUUCACAUUUAAAGGGGAAUCCAACCCAAAUAAAAACUUGCUUUUAGAGGAAAAGGGAAAAUCAGACAAGAUGAUGGGUGAAAGUUUUAAUAAUAUUGGACAAAUAAUAAGAAAGUUAUGAAUUUUUUAAAGUUUUGAAUAUUGGUAAUCACUAUACCUAUGGAGAUCUCAAAUUGACCACAAAUGUGAUGUCAUAGUGAUGUAGGGCAAGGACUACUCUUCCAUGUACUCCAAUAUAUAAAAGGGCUAAAAUUAUAUUUUAUUCACCAAUUUUACUUCAAAAUAUAUUUUUCUUUCAUGAGGACAUAAAACAAUAUACUACCUAGGCUAUAUUUAGAUUACAGCCACAGGGGAAUGGGUACUUAGGAGAAAACCACAAUUACUGAUAAAAAAGUACCUGGUCUAUGGAAAAGUUGUCCUUGCCCAUAGUCAUAAUUUACUUACUCAGUUGCCAAUUUGAAAUCUACAUAGUCUUAAGGAUAUCAAUUUUAAAACAGCCAUAACUUUUUUAUUGUUUGUCCAAUUUCUUUCAAACCUUCACCAUUCUGUUUUAUUUAUUUUUCUCCUGUCAAACACAACAUAAUAUGACCAAGGCUGGAUUCCCCUUUAAUAUAUUUGCAUUGGUCGGACGUCCAUAGAGAUAGGACGAGACUAGGAAGGGCUGUGAAAGUACUGACUUUUUGGAGUUCCGUCCGCACCAGAGGCGUCCAAUUGUUAAUAGAAACCCAAAUUUGGAUGCGGAAAUUUUUGCCCUAGGGCCUGUUGCAUAAGACUUUUGCCCUAAAACAACUCUGGCAAACAAAACUAUGCCAUUGAUACUUAACACAUUGAAAAACUCUGGCAAAAAAGUUGUCAUAGUUUUUCUUUCACGCAACAGGUCCCUGAAGGGUUAAGGAACGAAAAAGACAGCUUGUGAUUAUUUUUUCAGGAAUGUCUGGGCAGCUAGCGGAAGGGACAUGGAUAAAAAAAUUUGCAUUGUGACGUUGUACUGGCUCCAGGAACUCCUGGGCCCCGUAACACAAAGCUUAGCCAUGAAUAGCAAAUAUGAGAGAACACUUCGAUUGGUUCCUGGUCAGUAUUUUGCGCCAAAUGCGCGUGUAAUAUUGAUUUUGAUUGGUCAGUUCAUUUAGCGAUUGAUCGCUAAUCUUUGUGUUACGGAGCCCUGGUCAGCAAUUCAUGAAAGGUCUUUUCGGACUUUUUUUCCGACAAGUCCUGUUUUAUCUGACAAUUACCACAUGAACUGUGCUCUCAACCAAUAAAAAUCAAGGAAAGUCGUCAAAUCUGACAGCUUUCAGACAAAAAAUAUUGAGGAAAUGCUCAAAAUUUUUGAAGGAAUGAAAUCUAAGAAACCGGUUGACGGGUUCAUGUAUAUAAAACAGGAAAAAAAAUCAAUGUUUGUUUGAGAAAAAAAAUUAAUGAAUAAGUUACAUUUUGUUGAUAUGUUAUUUGUAUUGAGUGUUUAAAGAUGUCGUCAAAUUUGAUAAGAAAGGAGAUGUGUUCUAUAAAUCUUGUUUGAGCAAGUUGACGUUUUAAAUGGGAAGUUCACCCUGACAAAAAGUUUGUUGUAGAGAUAGCAGGAAAAAAAAAUUUGUUGCUAUUUUUGCAACAAAAUUUUUUGUCAGGGUGAACAUCGCCAUUAAUCAUAGUGUGAAUAUAUUAAUGAAGCUAUAUGUUAAGAACUAUAACGCUAUGAUACACCAUUCGCUGUCUUAUUAAUUAUUUGUAAAUAUUGUAUAUGAUUCAGUAAAUGUUUUUGUAUGAGUAUACUGAUUACAAAAGUUUGAUAUAUUA
Lytechinus pictus (painted urchin) is the source of this 6400-nucleotide messenger RNA. Its product is annotated as melatonin receptor type 1A-like. Gene Ontology annotation, molecular function: G protein-coupled receptor activity. The coding region runs from base 2902 to 4185 and encodes 427 amino acids. Lineage: Eukaryota; Metazoa; Echinodermata; Echinoidea; Temnopleuroida; Toxopneustidae. Gene Ontology annotation, biological process: G protein-coupled receptor signaling pathway. The transcript has 2 exons. The record is from RefSeq and is a predicted model, not a curated record. Gene Ontology annotation, cellular component: membrane.